UUGAGUCUCGGCUAUAACACUCCAGAGCCCAGCACAAUGCGUGUCAGAGAUCUGUCUGUGCGACACUACACUACAUGUCUGCUCCUAAUCUAGUUUAUCACUGAACUGCGAGAGAGAUUCGAGAAAACACGACUCACACCACAACCUCAGUCAACGCGAGGCUUUCCAAGUGUGGGAUAAAAUGCCGGCGAUUGUAAGUAAAAAUUCCGACAUGGAGUUCGACUCUCUACAACCCUGCUUCUACCCGGGUGAGGAUGACUUCUAUUUCUGCGGUCCCGACUCUGCGCCACCCGGAGAGGACAUCUGGAAGAAAUUCGAGUUGCUGCCCACGCCGCCCCUCUCCCCGAGCCGAGCGGCGCUACCGGGGGAGCUGGCCUUUGCGUCCGGGGGGGACAGGGGCGACUCGGCAGCAGGUUCCAUGGGUUUUGGAUUAGGCGACCCGCUGGGCUGCGACUGGGCUUCAGAGCUCCUGUUCCUGCCCGAAGACGAUAUUUGGGGCGCGUCGGACGGAGACCUGUUCGGCGGCUGCUCCGCUUUGGAUAGUAACCCCAACUCCAUUAUCAUUCAGGACUGUAUGUGGAGCGGCUUCUCGGCCAGGGAAAAGCUCCAGAGGGUGGUCACAGAGAAGCUAGGCAAAGCCAUCUCCACCGCGACUGCCUGUGGAGUUAGUAAAAAUGUCACUACCGCCGCCGCCAUCACAACCAAGGCGCCGGAGCUGAGUGUGGACCCGACAAUAGUCUUCCCUUUCCCCAUCAACAAAAGAAACGGUAGCAGCAGCAGCAGAUGUCCACCUGGGACGGCCCCCGCCACUACUGCCCACUGUAGCGCAGAGGAAACUCCGAGCGACUCCGAAGAAGAUGAUGAAGAUGAUGACGAAGAGGAGGAGGAAGAGGAGGAGGACGAUGACGACUCAGACGGCGAAGAGAUCGAUGUGGUCACUGUGGAGAAGCGGCGUGGCUUGUCGCCCAUGGCGACUGGCACGGUCACCAUCUCGGUGCGGUCGAAGACGGGCACCGCUUCAGGGGCCGUGGCCUCAUCUGGUGUCGUGAGCCGAUUCGUCAGCAACCGGGGGUCUGCGGGGUCAAACUGUCACGGGCAGGAGUUGAUCCUCAAGCGGAGCUCGGUCCACCAGCAGCAGCACAACUACGCCGCUCCCUCGCCGUACGCCUCUGACGACGACCACGCGCCCCCCUCCAAGAAACACAAGUCCUCUAAUGCUCCUCGUCAAUACUCCCGUGCCCCCUCUUCAUCAUCGCCAUCAUCCUCGACAUUCUGCGGCUCCCUGACUGUGCCAUCAUCAACAAUGCUGGGUUCUAGAUCCAAACGCCACACCAGCGGUGCCAGUAGCCCACGCGGCGGCUCCUCCGGUAACUCCGACUCCGAAGACUCCGAACGGCGGCGAAACCACAACAUCCUGGAACGCCAGCGGCGCAACGACCUGCGCUCAAGUUUCCUCACGCUCCGCGAUCAUGUGCCCGAGCUGGCGAGGAACGAGAAGGCGGCCAAGGUGCUGAUCUUGAAGAAAGCGGCGGAGUAUGUGUCGUCGCUGGAAACGGACGAACUGCAGCUGACUCAGGAGAAGGAUAGGCUGCAGGCGCGGAGGCAACAGCUGAUGAAGCGACUCGAGCAGGCCAGGACUUGCUAAGACUUUUUAGUGGCACAUGACGCAUACAUAUACACACAGACAUAGACACACACACACACACACACACACACACAUAUAUAUACACACAGACAUAGACACACACACAUAUAUAAAAAAUGCUUUUCUUAAAACUGCAUUGUUGGUUAAGGGCUUGUAAGUAAGCAUUUCACUGUAAGGUUGUAUUCGGUAAUACCUGUUGUAUUCGGCGCAUGUAACAAAUAAAAUUUGAUUUGAUUUGAUAUAUUUGAUAUAUACACACGGACAUAAACACACACACACACACACACACACACACACACACACACACACACAUAUAUAUACACUCAGACACACCCAGAUGACCCCCCUCCCCCUCGCUUUGUCUCAACUUAUAUAUAUGUAUAUACACACACACACACACACCGCGCACACACACACACACAAACAUGUGAGCGACAAAUGACGGGGUGGACGGGACAUUCACUGACGCCACUUUUUUUGCACAUUUGUUGACGUUAAGAAUGUUUAGGGUUCUACGUUUUUCAAUCCGGUCACAUUGAGAAGAAGGAAAGAAGAGAAUAGAACGAGGGAGGAGAAGGAAAGAAGAGAGGGAGCACGCUCCUCUUGGUCCUAUCUCUAUUUCUUCUUGUUUCUUGUUGUACUCAAUGUGACACUUACAGCCCUAACCCAAACCAGGUGACUUUCAAAGGGGUCAUGUUCAUGAGGGCACAUCGUGGCAAAAUGUUUUGCAACGGAAAGUGAAAAUAAGCAUUUCUCAAUGGACACGAUCAGGUAUUCCCUCUCUGUUUCAGUCCGUUUUGCUCCAUUGUGUGCCUAAUGAAUACACACUGGGCAUAGCGUCAGAGCUGGUUGGAGAGUUCAAAGUUCACACUUAGUAGCAGAAAAUGCUUUCUACGCCUUCACCACUGCAAACGGAAGACACUAGUACACCAGGAAACCACGGUAUAAUGUGCACCUUGCUAGCCGACACUUUUGUAAAUAACAGUACUGUAAAUAACAGACAAAUACACUCAGAAUCUGCCUUGUUUUAUAUACAUUUUUAUCUUUGAGUUUUUAUACAUUUUAUGUCCAAAAGCUGCCAAUAACUAGACUGGAAACUUUAUUAAAAAAGUACUGCAAUGCCUCGAGGGCAACAAAACUUUGUAAUAUAAAAGUUUUUUUUUCUCUUCCUGCUUUGUAUUGUACAAUGAUUCUAAUUCUAUACCUUUAUUACCCUUUAGUGUGACUGUGAUACAUACUAAAUUUGAUAGUUAUAUUUUCGUACGGAAAAUGAGUUCUCGGUAGAUAUCUCUUUAUCGCGUCCUUUUUUCUUCCUCUAUCAAAAAUUUCUCUUUAUUUCUCUCCAUUUGUUUAAAUAUUUGUAACUGUCGGGUGCAUAGAACUUUCUGGGUGAACGGAUAUAAGAUGUAUUUUUUUUCAUUCAUAUAAUUUACAUGUAGUGCUCCAACUCAGCACUUUGAAAUACCUCAUUUUGACAAAUAAAUAGACAUUGAAAAUAAA
This is a messenger RNA of Salmo salar (Atlantic salmon), 3145 nucleotides long. RefSeq names its product MYCN proto-oncogene, bHLH transcription factor (gene mycn). Gene Ontology annotation, biological process: regulation of DNA-templated transcription. Gene Ontology annotation, molecular function: DNA-binding transcription factor activity; protein dimerization activity. NCBI's taxonomy places the organism in Eukaryota, Metazoa, Chordata, Actinopteri, Salmoniformes, Salmonidae. The record is from RefSeq and is a predicted model, not a curated record.